AUGCCCUCCCGCAGUGCAGGACGCCUGCAGGCCAGGCCGGAUGGCAACAUCACGCGCCGAGGAAUCAUUGGCGACAUCUUGAAUGGACCCAACACCUCUAUCUCUCCUAGCACUACAUUCCCGGCGGGUGAGCCAGCGCAGACUCCGAGUAUCGACUCUCAGGGUGACGAUGUAGCUGAUAGCCAAGCAGUCGGUGUUCUUGCCAUUGUCGCUCUUUUCUUGUUUCUCUGGCGUCGAAGACGCCAAAGACGCCAAUCAUUUGCCCAACUGCCUUAUGGUGCACAUCCCUACGAGAAGAAGUCUCCUUUACCACCCGUAAAUGAUUUUUCUGUCGACGCCGAAGCCGGCUACAAGUACUCCCACGAACAGCAUCACUAUCGCAAAUUCCAAGGUCAGCCCUCGCAAUUUGAUCGCGAAGCCACUACAGCGGCAUGGGCCCAACACAGUCCCCCACCCCCACAGCCUGAGAGCGAGACCGGCAUCAUUAAAAUCUUCCGCUGGCCUACCCUCUCAACACGGUCGACCAUGCCAUCGACAAUGCGAUCAACCAUUAGCAGUUCCCAUAAUGAGCAGUACAGCACACAGUCUGGCAAGCUCAAGCCGAGCUCCUCACGUGCUUCAAGGAGCACAAUCUCGACAAUGUUGCGCAAAUCUCGCCGUGACAUUGCGGAGAGAGCGGAGACGGCGAACGCCGCAAUAGAAGCAGCAGCGCUUGAGGAGAAGAUGAGAAUGAUGGACGCUGACUCGCCGCAGCCCAGUCCCAUCCCCAGCCCCGACCCCCUUACUAGCUGGCCUGAGCCUUUAGUGCUGCCGCAAGAGAAGUUCCAAGCUACGGGACUUUCACCGCCGGCGAUUCGCAGGAAGCCGGUUCAGAAGCAGAGGCAAAAUCUCGCCAGGCAGAGUCUUGCCAAGCAGAGGCAGAGCGUCACGAGCAUAGCAAGUUCGGGGGGCUUCCCACUUUUCGGUUCCUCCAAGUAUAGCGGACCGGCCACUACCGCCUUUACCAUCCACAGUAUACAAGCCGUACAGACGGGAUGA
Messenger RNA from Verticillium nonalfalfae, 1038 nucleotides. RefSeq lists its product as uncharacterized. The coding region runs from base 1 to 1038 and encodes 345 amino acids. The record is from RefSeq and is a predicted model, not a curated record. The transcript has 4 exons. Lineage: Eukaryota; Fungi; Ascomycota; Sordariomycetes; Glomerellales; Plectosphaerellaceae.